AUGUUGACUGUCCAUAAAAUGCAAUUGAGCAUCUUCCUGCUGUUUUGGGGAUGGGUUUUAUCUACAGAAUGCAGAGCUCACUGGCAAGGAAAAGAAAUACAUGAAGUCUACAAGAAGGGCAGUCGGCCCCAGAGACAGAGAAGAGAAACACAUGGAGAAUCACACAAGCAAGGCAGUCCAAUACUGAAACGAAGCCCUGAUAUAACCAAAUCGCCACUGACAAAGUCAGAGCAACUUCUGAGAAUAGAUGACCAUGACUUCAGCAUGCGGCCUGGUUUUGGAGGCCCUGCAAUUCCUGUUGGCGUAGAUGUACAAGUUGAAAGCUUGGACAGUAUUUCAGAAGUUGACAUGGACUUCACCAUGACUCUUUACCUCAGACAUUACUGGAAAGAUGAAAGACUAUCGUUUCCAAGUACCAAUAACCAAAGUAUGACCUUUGACGGCAGGCUUGUGAAAAAAAUCUGGGUACCUGACAUGUUCUUUGUACAUUCCAAGAGAUCCUUCAUCCAUGACACCACGACAGAUAAUGUCAUGCUUCGGGUCCAGCCAGAUGGGAAGGUACUUUAUAGCUUGAGGGUCACGGUAACAGCUAUGUGUAACAUGGACUUCAGUCGCUUUCCCCUUGACACACAAACAUGUUCGUUGGAAAUUGAAAGCUAUGCUUAUACUGAAGAUGAUCUUAUGCUAUACUGGAAGAACGGGAAUGACUCCCUGAAAACAGAUGAGAGGAUAUCACUUUCCCAGUUCCUUAUACAAGAGUUUCACACAACCACCAAGCUUGCCUUCUAUAGUAGCACAGGCUGGUAUAACCGCCUGUACAUCAACUUCACAUUACGUCGGCAUAUCUUCUUCUUCUUGCUCCAGACCUAUUUCCCUGCCACUUUGAUGGUCAUGCUGUCAUGGGUGUCUUUUUGGAUAGACCGCAGAGCUGUGCCUGCCAGAGUUCCCUUAGGGAUCACGACGGUGCUGACCAUGUCUACCAUCAUCACAGGCGUCAAUGCUUCCAUGCCUCGGGUUUCAUACAUCAAAGCUGUGGACAUUUACCUUUGGGUCAGCUUUGUGUUUGUCUUCCUCUCAGUGUUAGAGUAUGCAGCAGUGAAUUAUUUGACCACUGUGCAAGAGCGAAAGGAACGGAAGCUGCGAGAUAAGCUUCCCUGCACCUGUGCACUACCUCAGCCAAGGCAAAUGAUGGGAAUGGAUGGCAGCUACAGUGAUGGGGAAGUAAAUGAACUGGGACAGUAUUUAUCUGAAAACGGAGAUAAACAAGACAGAAUGAUGGUCCAGCUGGCACUUGGCUCAGAAAGGAACUCAAGCAGGAGGAAAAACCAGAGAUAUAGCAGCAUGAGGAUUGACACCCAUGCCAUUGAUAAGUAUUCCAGAAUAAUAUUUCCAGGAGCAUACAUUUUAUUUAACCUGAUAUACUGGUCAAUUUUUUCAUAGCUCUUUUUUUUUAGUCAAUUUCAAUGUGGUACAGGAGUUAACUAUAUGAAAGUAAAGCCCACCAGCAAAUAUUGCAAUUGAUACGGUCUCUAUUUUUCUUCAGUUUUUACAAUGUCUGAUACUCUUGUAUGAAAUUCAUAUAAAGUUCUUCCCUGUUCAUUUUAUUGGGGCUUAAGUACAACCCUUCCUGUUUGUGCUG
Pogona vitticeps (central bearded dragon) is the source of this 1639-nucleotide messenger RNA. RefSeq names its product gamma-aminobutyric acid type A receptor subunit rho1 (gene GABRR1). Gene Ontology annotation, cellular component: membrane. Gene Ontology annotation, molecular function: extracellular ligand-gated monoatomic ion channel activity; GABA-A receptor activity. The record is from RefSeq and is a predicted model, not a curated record. Gene Ontology annotation, biological process: monoatomic ion transmembrane transport. Lineage: Eukaryota; Metazoa; Chordata; Lepidosauria; Squamata; Agamidae.